Paramecium primaurelia is the source of this 1302-nucleotide messenger RNA. The record is from the annotation of a GenBank genome assembly. Lineage: Eukaryota; Ciliophora; Oligohymenophorea; Peniculida; Parameciidae.
AUGGAUAACAUAAAUUUAAAUGUUGAAGAAGUAGAAAUAGUAGAAAAAGACCAAAUAUAAAAUACAAUAAGUGAUUCUUAAUAGGAAUUAAUAUAAAAAUUACAUACAGAAUAUUAAAUUCCAUUAUUUACAACAAUUUAUAUUGUAAUUUAGAAAGAUUGUAAAAAUUUAGAAAUAGCUAAUGAAAUUUACAAAAAUAUUAACUCUGAUGAUCAUGAUUUUAUUUAAUUUAAUGGGAGUAUUGAUUGUGCUAUAUGUUAAGAAGAAAAAAGUUUACAUCAAGUUUGUAAUAAUAAUUAUUCUACUUUAAUUAUCAUGGCUUAAGAGAUGUAAAAUAAAUUUAAACCUACUAUAAUUUGUUAAAUUUGUUAUGAACCAAAAUUUGAAGAAAAUAUCAUAAAUUUUAAUAAUAAAAUCCAUAAUAUUUGUAAAGAAUGUUUUACAAUGAAUUUAAUAGUAUAAAUUAAAAGUGGUCAUGUCUAAGAUUUAAAAUGUCCUCAUUGUAAUGAACCAUUAAAUGAUGAAAUAAUAUUAAAAUAUGCUUCAGAUAUCAAAUAAAAAUUUCUUAAAUUUAAAAAUAAUAUUUCUGUUGCAACUAGCACAGAUAGAACAUGGUGUCCAAAUAAUUAAUGUUAAAAAAUAGUUAUGUUUCAAACUUCUAAUAAAUUUGAAAAAUGUACAUUUUGUUAAACUGAAUUUUGUAAAAUGUGUAGGUAAAAAUCACAUCCUGAUUUAAAUUGUGAUGAAAACUUAAAAUAAUUUAUUGGAAUACCUUAAAAUAGUGAAAAAUUAGUUUAAUGUCCAAGAUGUAAAUUUUUAGUUGAAAAAGUUGAUGGAUGUAGUUAAAUUACAUGUGCUUUUUGUAAAUGUUAAUGGUGUUGGGGAUGUCAUAAGGAAAUUACAUUUUUACAUCCUUUCUAUUGUCCCCAUUUUAUGCCUUGUUAUGAUGAUAAGAAAUGUUGGACUAAAUUUCUAUUAAUUUUUUGGUACUUAUACUUAAUUAUUUGUUUAUUUUUUGUUGGAUUGUUUUUUGCAUAAAUUCUCUUAUUUUAAAGCAUAUAAGAAACCUUAUGUUAUAUAAAUUAAAACUGUUGUGUUAAAGUAGUUAUCAAUAUAUUAAUUAGUAUUUUAGGGAUCAUAAUAUUUCCCUUAACUACAGCUUUAUAUUUAAUUAGUAAAUUAUUUUAAUUAAUCUUAGGUCUACUACCAAUAUGCAUAGGAGUUUUAAUACUAGAUUGGUAUGAUGGAUAAAAGUUAAAAAAUGAAAGAUAGAUUUCAAAUGUUUAAUAAGUAGAACCUUGA